AUGUUCAAGUACUCGCUAAUACUGGCUUUUUUGCUAUUGUUUGCUAGCAUAGGCUAUGCCGUCGAAAUUGACAUUUCCAGCAGCAGCUCCAUCUGCGCUGCUGCCAAACUCGUCCAGGAAGGGAUGUGGAACUACUAUGAGGGCUUCAGACCCGGCGGCGUCAUUGGCAUGUUUGCCGCCCCCAACUACUGGUGGAAUGCCGGGGAGGCCUUUGGCGGCUUGGUAGACUACUUUACCUUCUGCGACCCCAACAACAAGACCUUGGAAGCGUGGAUCCACGAUGGAAUGUACCAUCAAGCUGGAGAAAACUACAACUACAUUCCCUCGAACCAGUCGAUGACCGAGGGUAACGAUGACCAAGGCGUGUGGGGCAUGGCCAUCAUGGAGGCUGUCGAGAGAAACUUUACCAACCCCGACCUGCAUUCGUGGUUGGAAUUGUCGCAGGCUAUUUUCAACACCAUGAACGCGAGAUGGGACACGGCUCACUGCGGCGGCGGCUUGAGAUGGCAGAUUUUCACCUGGAACUCGGGCUACAACUACAAAAACUCCAUCUCCAACGGCUGUCUUUUCCACUUGGCCGCAAGGUUAGCGAGAUACACCGGUAAUGGCACCGUCUACAUUGAAACUGCCGAAAACGUCUGGCAGUGGAUGAACGAUGUCAAGUUCUUGACCGAAGAGGCAAAUGGGAAUUUCCGUGUCUAUGACGGAGCUGAAAUUGACGAUAACUGCACAAAAGUCACCGAUUUGAGAUGGUCCUACACCUAUGGUGUGUUUAUGACUGGGUGUGCUUAUUUGUACAAUUUCACGGGGGAAGAGAUUUGGAAAACUCGUACCGAGGAGAUUGUCGACGCUUCGUUGGAUUAUUUCUUUGCCAAUGGGAUUAUGCAAGAAACCACGUGUCAGCCAAGUAGGUUGUGCAACAACGAUCAAAGAUCAUUCCGGUCCUUGUUUUCACGUUGCCUUGGAUUGACCAUGUUGAUUAUCCCUGAGUUGGAAGGGCAGAUUAGACCAUACUUGGAAACCAGUGCCGCUGCCGCUGCGCGAUCGUGUUCAGGUGGUACUGACCAGAUUACCUGUGGCGAAAAUUGGUCUGCCGCAGUAUGGGAUGGAGUUUACGGCUUGGGCGAGCAAAUGUCUGCUUUGGAAGUGAUGAUGUCCUUGGUUGUCAGGGAGCCUCUCAGUGUUGCCACCGGCGGCAGCAAUAGAAGCGACUUUUCUGCUGGAAUGAACCAAGCAGAUGCCGAGAAUAAGAACAAGUUGAAGAUUACUACAAAGGACAAGGCCGGUGCGGGUGCAUUGACUGCCAUUGUCUUGAUUAUCUUACUUGGCGGUGCCGUUUGGAUGGUAUUUUAA
Lodderomyces beijingensis is the source of this 1353-nucleotide messenger RNA. The record is from the annotation of a GenBank genome assembly. Lineage: Eukaryota; Fungi; Ascomycota; Pichiomycetes; Serinales; Debaryomycetaceae.